GUGAGUUCCAAAAGGCGAUCCGGUUCCAAGCGGGCCCCAAGGAAACCGCCGACAACCUGCUUUUUUGAUACGAAAACCAUAUUUUCAGCAGAUGUACUCGAAAAGGCCAUGAUUUAUGCUGCAGAAACAACUCCAGGAGCUUGUGCAAACGCUCGCUUCAGGGAAGAACACACUCAACGGUUUUUACCGCAACAUUCAGGAAGUAAUCACCCGUCUGAUUAAAAUCGUCACGAAUGCCAAAAGGAAAAGUCAUUGAAGUUCGUCCGAAGAAGCGAAAAUCUGGUCAUCGACCGGAGGAACCAUCUACACCAACUGAAUCCCGUCAGCAAAAGCGUGACCAUGACCAUACAUCCCACUCCAGCGUUGACAGGAUACGGUUGACCAAAUCCAAGGGACGUUCCCAUGGAGAGAAACACUUCCUUGGGGAUCUUCCAUUUAGUGGGAAGUUACAAAAACGAAUGUUUCUGGGUACGAUCGUGGCUUGCCUGAUGGCAGCCAUCGUCAGUAUAGCGUUUCAGCAAUACACAAAAUGGCACCGUGCCUACCUGGUUAAGACUCCCUUGGAUUCACCCAAAAUAGUUUCCGAUGAUUCAAGCUCACAAGAGCUGUUUUGGGGCAGCUACCGACCAGGUUUGUAUUUUGGCAUGAAGCAUCGUAGCCCGAGACCGCUAAUGGUUGGGCUUAUCUGGACCAUCCAGGACUACAGGAGUCCACGCUUCCGGCAUUUGUGCGAUCCAAAUGACGGUGUUUUAAGUUAUAACUGGCUGGAACACGACGGUCGUCGCUUUGGCACACAACAAAUAGUUGACCUCGACCAUAUCAUUACUGUUUCAUUCGUCAAACAAAACACUGGCGCCACUGGUGGAGACUGGACUAUUCGCAUAUCCGCGGCUGCCAGGAAUCAGACGCAUUCUACGCCACCACCACUAUCUAUCAUUGUCUAUUUGUAUUACACGGAGAAGAAGAAAAACUACUAUUUCGUCCCUCUGGCGGAUGGUGAUGCUGUCCGAACAAUCAAGGGCACCACAGUUGAACUGGGGGAGCAUCAAAUCCACUUCCACUCCACAAAGCGCGCUCGCCAAACCAGCUUUUACAUGACCCACAUUCCAAGUGAAGAUGCUGUAAUGCAAUCAUUAUAUUCUGGCUUGGGAGUCAGGAAGGACACAAAUAUGCUAACUCUGAUACAUCGUCCGGAAAAGUUGAACGAGGACGUGUUCCCAAACGCGUUUUUCCACGAAGUGUCCGUCGAUCCGCCAGUGAUGACUGAUCCGUUCGAGGCUGCUGAUCCGGAACAUACUGUACUCGAGAUAGAGUUUACUCAAUCCGGUCGCUCUGGUGGUUUCCUCGUCGGACGAAGUUUCACUGAGCAGCUUGCAUCACUCUCAGCAGAUUUCCACAAACGAUUUGCUCAACGUUUCCCUGUCGAUUUAACCAAGUUUACAGAGAGACAGGCCAACCUCUCUAAGGUCGCGGUUAGCAAUCUCCUUGGUGGUAUCGGCUACUUUUAUGGCCAUUCUUUGAUUCAAUCACCUCACACCGGCCCAGAACCAGUUGAAGGCUGGUCCGCACCGUUAUUUACCGCUACACCUUCGCGUUCGAUGUUCCCACGUGGAUUUCUAUGGGACGAAGGUUUCCAUGGCCUUGUUCUGGCACGCUGGGAUCCGGAAUUAGCCAUGGAAACUGUCGGCCAUUGGUUAGAUCUGAUGAAUGGCGAUGGGUGGAUUGCACGUGAGCAGAUCCUGGGACCCGAAGCACGAUCUCGCGUGCCUGCACAGUUUGUCGUCCAGCAUGAUUCGGUCGCUAAUCCACCGACGUUGGUUUUGGUCAUCGAGGCACUCAUUGAAAGCAUUCCGAGGUUUACGGCUGACGAAGCCGCACGUUUCCGACAUUGGUCUACCCUGGUUUUGCCCCGACUGCACAAAUGGUAUCAGUGGUUCAAUCGCACUCAGGCCGGGCCCGUUCCGUUGAGCUACCGAUGGCGUGGGCGUGAUCCAAAAGCAAUUCAUCAAUUAAAUCCUCUGACUCUCAGCUCGGGAUUCGACGACUUCCCCCGUGCCUCACAUCCAACAGACUCAGAGCGCCACCUGGACCUUCGCUGUUGGAUGACUGUGUUUGCGCGCACAGUAUCCCGGCUUGCUUCUCUGGUGGGACAGUACUUGCAAACCGAGUCAGGUGCUAGUAGGCUACAACGGCUUGAAGAAGCCCGAACUUUGGCUACACACUACGGGCGGUGGGCCGAUCUGCUAUCCAACAUGGCCAAUUUGGAUGAGUUACAUUGGUCCGAAGUUGUUGGACGGUAUGCAGACUAUGGCUUGCAUACUGAUGCUGUUCGUCUAGAAGUUCCUGAAACACCUGCACAACUACAUCAAACUCCCCCUCUGGAGCCGCGGAAGCCAGUCCGUGUUAUCGACAAACCUCCAGCGCUACAGUUGGUCACCUCUUCGUACGGUUACCUGAAUUUGUUCCCUUUAUUACUGCGAAUCAUUCCACCUACGUCCCCUCGGUUGCCUCGUCUCAUGGCCGAUUUGUCCAACCGUGAUCUAUGGACUGAUUUCGGAAUCCGAUCGUUGGCUGCGUCUACCGCGUUCUAUCGCAAACCAAAUACACCACAGGACCCACCUUAUUGGCGUGGUGCGAUCUGGAUAAAUAUGAACUAUUUGGCUGUGCGUGCCCUCCGAUACUAUGCGACCAAUCCAAAAACCCCAGCCGACAUUGCGGCGGAAGCCAGUCGGUUGUCUGGUCAGCUAGCACAGAACCUUGCUCGGACUGUUCUAGGUGAACUUGAGCGAACUGGCUUCCUAUGGGAGCAAUUUGAUGAUAGUACUGGCCGAGGUCAACGCGGUCAUCCGUUUGCCGGCUGGACAACUUUGAUAAGUUUGAUCCUUACUGAAUAGGGUCUCAUUCUGUGCUUUUACGCCCUCCCUCGUCCGGUUCCUUUCGUUUUUUUUGUGGUUCAUGUUGUGUUGACUGUUUUUUCUUGCUCUUUUAUUCUCCUUGUUUACCGUACAUUUAUUGUUGAUGAUGUUUUGGAUUGAAGUACACUUAUAG
Messenger RNA from Opisthorchis viverrini, 3048 nucleotides. RefSeq lists its product as hypothetical. Gene Ontology annotation, molecular function: Glc3Man9GlcNAc2 oligosaccharide glucosidase activity. Lineage: Eukaryota; Metazoa; Platyhelminthes; Trematoda; Opisthorchiida; Opisthorchiidae. The coding region runs from base 234 to 2894 and encodes 886 amino acids. Gene Ontology annotation, cellular component: endoplasmic reticulum membrane. Gene Ontology annotation, biological process: oligosaccharide metabolic process; protein N-linked glycosylation. The record is from RefSeq and is a predicted model, not a curated record. The transcript is spliced from 9 exons.